AUGUCAGCAUACCGAUGGAAAAGCUUCGACGAGAACGAGGAUCGCCCCUCCAAGCCUCGCCGCUACGGCGUCACCGAAAUGCGAAGCCCUCAUUACACUCUCUUCAACCACAAUGUUCUUCAGGAUAUUUUUGAAUCAAUGGGAGAUGUUGUUGAUGGUUUGAAAUUCUCUGGAGGUUCUGAUAGCUUGAUGCCAAAAGCUUUUAUCAAACAAGUCAUUGAUACGGCUCACCAGUAUGAUGUGUAUGUUAGCACUGGCGAUUGGGCUGAACAUAUGAUUCACAAAGGUCCAUCAGGCUUCAAAGACUAUGUAGAGGAAUGCAAGAAAUUGGGAUUUGAUACAAUUGAGCUCAAUGUGGGUUCCAUUGGAGUUUCGGAAGAAACCCUUUUAAAAUUUGUUCGCUUGGUCAAAACUGGUGGCAUGAAAGCCAAGCCUCAUUUUCAAGUUAAGUUUAAUGAGUCUGAAAUUCCCAGAGGUGGCAAUAGAGCCUACGGCGCAUAUAUUCCUCCAGCAUCUAGAUCAUUUGAACUAGUAGAAGAUGUGGAUCUCAUGAUUAGGAGAGCUGAGAGGUGUCUAGAAGCAGGUGCCGACAUGAUAAUGAUUGACGCUGAUGAUCUCUCCAAACACGCCGAUAAUAUGCGAGCAGAUGUUAUUGCAAAGAUCAUAGGCCGCCUUGGUCUCGAGAAGACUAUGUUUGAAGCAUCAAAUCAGAGCGCAUCUGAAUGGUUUAUCAAACAAUAUGGACCAAAGGUGAACCUUUUCAUCGAUCACUCACACUUGGUUGAUGUGGAGUGCAUCCGAGGACGCAACUUGGGUAGAAAUCACGCUUCUGUCCUAGGUUCUUCAUAUUUCCUGUUCUAA
This is a messenger RNA of Lathyrus sativus (Indian pea), 861 nucleotides long. The record is from the annotation of a GenBank genome assembly. NCBI's taxonomy places the organism in Eukaryota, Viridiplantae, Streptophyta, Magnoliopsida, Fabales, Fabaceae.